Molecule: messenger RNA, 1714 nt
Organism: Microcebus murinus (gray mouse lemur)
Lineage: Eukaryota; Metazoa; Chordata; Mammalia; Primates; Cheirogaleidae
Gene: SHOX2
Product: SHOX homeobox 2
Biological process (GO): regulation of transcription by RNA polymerase II
Cellular component (GO): nucleus
Molecular function (GO): DNA-binding transcription factor activity, RNA polymerase II-specific; sequence-specific double-stranded DNA binding
Source: RefSeq, a predicted model, not a curated record
CAUUGAUGUGUUAUUAUUGGGGGGGCUGGAGCAGUAAAAAAAGAAGAAGGAAAAAAAGAGCAGGGCUCAGCUGGGAGAGGUUGAGCGCGGGGCUGACGGGCGGCGGCGGCGAUGGAAGAACUUACGGCGUUCGUCUCCAAGUCUUUUGACCAGAAAGUGAAGGAGAAGAAGGAGGCGAUCACGUACCGAGAGGUGCUGGAGAGCGGGCCGCUGCGCGGGGCCAAGGAGCCCACCGGCUGCGCGGAGUCGGGCCGCGACGACCGCAGCAGCCCGGCAGUCCGGGCGGCCGGCGGAGGCGGCGGCGGAGGAGGAGGAGGCGGAGGCGGAGGAGGCGGAGGAGGUGCAGGAGGAGGAGGAGCAGGCGGAGGAGCUGGAGGAGGGCGCUCUCCCGUCCGGGAGCUGGACAUGGGCGCUGCCGAGAGAAGCAGGGAGCCGGGCAGCCCGCGGCUUACGGAGGCUAGAAACUAUCCAAGGCAUGCUAAGGUUCAGGCUACGCUGCUUCUCCCUGGCAAGGCGUUGAUGUUUCUUUUUGUGUCCCCGGAGCUGAAGGAUCGCAAAGAGGAUGCGAAAGGGAUGGAGGACGAAGGCCAGACCAAAAUCAAACAGAGGCGAAGUCGGACCAAUUUCACCCUGGAACAACUCAACGAGCUGGAGAGGCUUUUUGACGAGACCCACUAUCCGGAUGCCUUCAUGCGCGAGGAACUGAGCCAGCGGCUGGGGCUGUCGGAGGCCCGAGUGCAGGUUUGGUUUCAAAAUCGAAGAGCUAAAUGUAGAAAACAAGAAAAUCAACUCCAUAAAGGUGUCCUCAUUGGGGCUGCCAGUCAGUUUGAAGCUUGUAGAGUCGCACCCUAUGUCAAUGUAGGUGCUUUAAGGAUGCCAUUUCAGCAGGAUAGUCAUUGCAACGUGACGCCCUUGUCCUUUCAGGUUCAGGCGCAGCUGCAGCUGGACAGCGCUGUGGCGCACGCGCACCACCACCUGCACCCACACCUGGCCGCGCACGCGCCAUACAUGAUGUUCCCAGCGCCGCCCUUCGGACUGCCGCUUGCCACGCUGGCCGCGGACUCGGCCUCCGCCGCCUCGGUUGUGGCAGCUGCCGCCGCCGCCAAGACUACCAGCAAGAACUCCAGCAUCGCCGAUCUCAGACUGAAAGCCAAAAAGCACGCGGCCGCCCUGGGUCUGUGACACCUACGCCAGCGCCAACGUCGCGCCUCCCGCGCGGCGCUCAGCCUGCACGCUCUCUGCGCCCCGCGCUUCGCCGCUACCCUCUUCCGACCUCCGGAGCCCGCCCUCUUUCCGCUCCUUAUCCCCUUUCGCAUCCCGGACUUGGAGGGCUGGACUCCACGCGGGACCUGGGAUCCCACCAGGCGCACCAGCUCAGUGGCUCCUGCCCGCUUUCCUACCCAAGGCCCUAGAAUUCGGUUUUGUAGGAGCGGGUCGGGGAAGUCUGGAGAGAGACUGGACAAGGGAGUGCCGGAACCGCGGAGUGUGCUCACGAGAAGGCUGCAACGGUGGACUCUUGCAUAGAAAUAAAAUCUUGUUAACAAUAAAAAAUGAGCAAAAACAUUUUAAAAAAUAGAAAAGACAAGCCAGAGAGAAAAAGAGAAAGGGAACUUAUUUCUUAUUGUUAUUUGGCAGAAGCUGAAAUCGGAGAACGACAAGGAGUUAUUAAAGUAUUUUAUACAUUUAAAAAUAUGGAAAAAUAACCAGGACGAAU